Molecule: messenger RNA, 1245 nt
Organism: Argentina anserina (silverweed cinquefoil)
Lineage: Eukaryota; Viridiplantae; Streptophyta; Magnoliopsida; Rosales; Rosaceae
Product: crocetin glucosyltransferase 3-like
Molecular function (GO): UDP-glucosyltransferase activity
Source: RefSeq, a predicted model, not a curated record
AUGGGUUUUGAUAAGGAGCACAUAGUGAUGCUACCAUUCUUGGCUCAAGGCCAUCUGAUCCCAUUUCUAGCCCUAGCCAAUAAAACCUAGCACAGAACUGGCUUCACCAUCACCAUCGCCACCAUGCCACUCAACGCUCAAUACCUUCGUUCUGCACAACUCAACAAGUACAACAACAUCCACUUGGCGGAGCUUCCCUUUCACAUCAAAGAGUAUGGCCUCCCGCCCAACACAAAAAAUUACGGCACGGCGGUGUACAUGUCACUAUGGCAACAUCUCCCUCAGCGUAGUUCUUCAGACGACAAAGAGUUUCGCAUUCCGGGGUUCCCCAAACGGUGUCGCUUGACGCCGUCUCACUUGAACCCGUUUCUCAGAGCCACCGACGGUACUGACUUUUGGUCGAGAUUUUUCUAGACGAAGAUCUCGCUCGCGAUGAAGUAUUUUGAUUGGAUAUGCAACACGGUUGAAGAAUUCGAGCCAUUUGGAUUGGAAGUGUUGCGAGAUUACCAUAAGGUUCCUGUUUGGUCUAUAUUGGCUUCGAACAUUUCCAGCAAAAAACAUUCCGGUAAGAAAUCUGGAGUUUCAACCGAGAAAUGUAUCGAGUGGCUGGACUUGCAUGCUUCUGAAUAUGUGGUGUAUAUCUCGUUUGGUUCUCAUAACACGAUCAGUGCCUCCCAGAUUACGGAAUUGGCCAAAGGGUUGGAAAAGAGCGGGAAGCCGUUUGUGUGGGUCAUAAGGCCUCCUGUGGGUCACGAUUUAAAGGAAGAAUUUCGACUAUAAUGGCUGCCGGAGAGUUUCGAGGAGCGAAUGAGGGAGACGAAGCAGGGGCUGCUGAUACAUAACUGGGCGCCACAGCUCGACAUACUAGCACACACGGCGACGCGGGCGUUUGUGAGUCACUGCGGGUGGAACUCGGUGGUGGAGAGCUUAAGCAGGGGAGUGCCGAUCAUUGGGUGGCCGCUGGCGGCGGAGCAGUCGUAUAACUCGAAGAUGUUGGUGGUGGAGAUGGGAGUGAGUGUGGAGCUGACGAGGGGUUUUAAGAGUAAUGUGGUGGCCGAGGAGGUGAGGAGAGUGAUUGAGUUGGUGGUCAAUGAGAAUGGGAAGGGUGGUGAGAUGAGGAGGAAGGCUGGUGAGAUUAUGGAGAAGAUAAGAGGAUCUGCAGGGGAGGAUGGUGAAGCAAUGGGGUCUUCUGCUAAAGCCAUAGAUGAUGUGGUUUCUAAACUACCAUCACAAAGAGAAGGAUAG